GGCAGGCAGGGAGGUGUGCAAUAAAAGGGCACAGGGAUGCAGAAAAGCUGGACCGGCAGGUUUGCCUCACUGCUCUCCUCUUCUCUCCUCGGCCUCUCCUCCUGCCUUCGGACGGCGGUGUCAGGAUGCUGCGCGUAUUCUCUUAUCUCAGCUCCGAGGUCGACUGGUGCGAAGCGAACUUCGAGCACUCGGAGUACAUCGCCGAAUAUUACAACACGAUCAGCAACGUCGCCUUUUUCCUCCUGGCGCCCACGAUGUUAUGGCUGAACACCGAUUACAUCGCCUACCGUCCCACACCGAUUCGGGGCUUUGUCAUCUUGCAAAUCUUCAUCGGCUUCUUCUCCUUGUACUACCACAUGACUCUGAGCUACGCAGGGCAGCUCCUGGAUGAGCUCUCCAUCCUCUGGACCAUGUGCAUCUCUUACGCCUUCUGGUUCCCCGUCCGCUAUUUCCCCGGAUUCAUCAAAAAUAGGGACCAGUUCAUCACCUUUGUGGCCAUGGUGACGGUGACCAGCACCUUCAUGUCCUUUGUGAAACCGGCCCUCAACGCUUACGUCCUCAACUGCGUGGCUUUCCACCUGCUCUAUCUGGCGUACCAGGAAGUGCGAAGGUGCAGCAGCCCUGCGGUCAGACGCGCGGCCGUGACCAUGACCUUCUGGUGGGUCAUCGCCAUCAGCUGCUGGCUUGUGGACAAGUUUUUCUGCAGCUUCUGCCAAAAGCUCAACUUUUGCUACCUUCACAGCUUCUGGCACGUCUUCAUCAACAUCGCCCUGCUCCACUGCAUCACCCUGAUCCUCUUCUUCGACAUCUACCACGACCUGCCCAGCAGCGAGCCCGCGAUGGAGUUCUGGCCCAGCAAUACCUUCCCCAUCACGCUGCCCUACGUCACCGUCCGGAAGCCCCUCAAGUGGUGCUAGCGGGGCGGCGAGGAGGAGGGCAGCUGGGGGGCUGGCGACAGGGGCCACCCCCACUGGGUUCCCCCGCACCGAGACCUGCAGCUAUUUAUGGGGGCCUCUGGGGCCGGGCUCAGGGAGGGUGGCUGGGCCGUGCGCAGCCCCCAGUCGCCCCUGGCACGUUGCACCUGCUUACCGGCCUGCCUCUAAAUCAGCAGCUGCGCCUGCAGAUGCAAAAGACAAAUCAAAGCCCAGAAAUUCACCUUAAACCCGUUUUUUUCCCCCUCCUGAAAGCUAUUUUUCUCCCCAAAAGCAGCUGAAAAGCAUUUUGAGACCUUCAAAUGGUGGCAAAGCUGGAAGCCGGCUGCAACAGGCUGGAGUGAGCGGGCAGGGCCAGCCGGGAGCAGGUCUGGCGAGGGCCCAAUGCCUCGGGCAUCCUCGUCUCGCCUCCGCUGGAAGCCGUCCAGCUCAAGGUACGGUCUAAAAAGUCAAGACGGCGGCCACAACGGGGUGAUCGAAACUCGGCCUGUUUCUUAGGUGCACCGCAGGCACCAUCUUGACUUUUUUGACUCCAUCCCGCAGACGCCCCCAUUGGGCGCGCUGUCUCAGUCGGGCCAGACUGAGAAAGCUUUUUCUAACCUUUAAUCAGAAUCUGCCUUCCUGUAACUUAAACCCACAACUCCAAGUUCUUCCCUCUGGAACGAGAAGAAAAGCAAGGACUCGAUCUUCUUGGCGCGAUUGUCGCACGCAUUCUGCGGGAUCCUUUCAGAGGGCUGCCAACCUUGCCCGCUUCUCUUGGCUGAGCCCGCCCAGCUCCUCCCGUCUCUCUUUCUCUAGGACUUUGUGUCUGAUGGCCCGGCCGCCCUCCUCGUCCUGCUCUGAAUGUGCCCCAAUUUCUUUGAAUUGUUCUUAUCUGGACUCAGAAUGGAUGUAGGGACUUUGGGGCGGGGCA
This is a messenger RNA of Python bivittatus (Burmese python), 1845 nucleotides long. RefSeq names its product alkaline ceramidase 1 (gene ACER1). The record is from RefSeq and is a predicted model, not a curated record. Gene Ontology annotation, biological process: ceramide catabolic process; sphingosine biosynthetic process. Gene Ontology annotation, molecular function: N-acylsphingosine amidohydrolase activity. NCBI's taxonomy places the organism in Eukaryota, Metazoa, Chordata, Lepidosauria, Squamata, Pythonidae. Gene Ontology annotation, cellular component: endoplasmic reticulum; membrane.